UCAGGCGGCGGACGCACAACCUUCUUCGUCUAUAAAGCACCACCCCGCCCGCAGUUCCAACGCCACCACGGAAGCCACUCCACUCCCCUCCUCCACUCUCGGCCGGAAUCCGCCUCGUCUCCGGUCCUCCUCCGGCUGCAUCGUCUUCUGAUCCCCACCGGAUUCUGCGGCGCCGUACGUGAGAUUCAGAGAACCAGGACGCGCGAUGGUGGCCAACAACAAGGUGGUGGACCUCCGGUCCGACACGGUGACCAAGCCCUCGGAGGCGAUGCGCGCCGCCAUGGCGGCCGCGGACGUGGACGACGACGUCCUGGGCGCGGACCCGACCGCGCAGCGCUUUGAGGCGGAGAUGGCCCGGAUCAUGGGCAAGGAGGCGGCGCUGUUCGUGCCGUCGGGGACCAUGGCCAACCUCGUCUCCGUCCUCGUGCACUGCGACGCCAGGGGCAGCGAGGUCAUCCUCGGCGACAACUCACACAUCCACGUCUACGAGAACGGUGGCAUCUCCACCAUCGGCGGCGUCCACCCAAAAACUGUUCCCAACAACCCCGACGGCACCAUGGACAUCCACAGGAUCGUCGCCUCCAUCAGGCAUCAGGACGGGGCGCUCUACUAUCCCACCACCAGGCUCAUCUGCUUGGAGAACACACAUGCAAAUUGUGGUGGCAAGUGCCUGUCUGUAGAAUACAUUGACAAGGUUGGCGAGGUUGCUAAAAGCCAUGGCUUGAAGCUUCAUAUAGACGGAGCUCGCAUCUUCAACGCUUCCGUGGCGCUUGGAGUUCCUGUUGAUAGGCUUGUGAGGGCUGCUGAUUCGGUUUCGGUAUGCCUAUCAAAAGGGUUAGGUGCUCCCGUUGGAUCAGUUAUUGUUGGUGCCAAGGCCUUCAUAGACAAGGCUAAAAUUCUUAGGAAGACACUUGGUGGUGGAAUGAGGCAGGUGGGCAUUCUUUGUGCUGCUGCCUAUGUUGGAGUUCGCGACACCGUGGGCAAGCUUGCCGAUGACCAUAGGAAGGCUAAAGUUUUAGCAGACGGACUGAACAAAAUUAAACAGUUUACGGUUGAUUUAACUUCAGUGGAGACCAAUAUGGUCUUCUUUGAUAUUGCGGAUCCACGCAUAACACCUGAUAAACUGUGUCAAGUCCUGGAACAGCGCAAUGUGCUUGCAAUGCCAGCAAACUCAAAGAGCGUCAGACUCGUCAUCCACUACCAAAUUUCAGAUAGUGACGUCCAGCAUGCCCUGACAUGUAUCGAGAAAGCUGUUGAGGAAAUACUGUCAGGCAGUGCUAAAUUUGAGCAUUUGACAAACGGCAGUACCGCGAAUUCAUAUGGGCAUUAGGCUACCUCCUGUUUGUAAUCGUGGAUCCUGUAGUAAUAACUCUUGAACUGUAGUACUCCUACCUUGCAGAAUAAUCUAUUGCUGUUUACUCUUUCCGGUUGGGCUAGAAGAAAGUCCCCUGCUCCGGAUUUGCACUUA
Molecule: messenger RNA, 1468 nt
Organism: Lolium rigidum
Lineage: Eukaryota; Viridiplantae; Streptophyta; Magnoliopsida; Poales; Poaceae
Product: low-specificity L-threonine aldolase 1-like
Exons: 10
Coding region: 206-1330 (374 amino acids)
Biological process (GO): L-threonine catabolic process; glycine biosynthetic process
Cellular component (GO): cytosol
Molecular function (GO): L-allo-threonine aldolase activity
Source: RefSeq, a predicted model, not a curated record